UCAUCAUUGCUCCAUCAUCAGCCACAGAACUGCCACAUCUGCCGCACUGUUUUUCUGAAGAAAAGCUACUUUACUGUCUCACAGAGCGUAAAAACUUCGUUUUGGGGGCACAACUUGAGACGAAGAUGCCUACGAUAGCAGUUAAAAGAGAUUUGCUUUUCGAAGCACUUGGAAGAACGUACACUGAUGAGGAGUUUGAAGAGUUAUGCUUUGAUUAUGGUCUGGAGCUAGAUGAAAUUACAUCAGAGAGGGCCAUGAUAAGCAAAGAGCAGGGUGCAGACAAAGCAGAGGGUGCCUCGGACGUUGUCAUCUACAAAGUGGACGUCCCUGCAAACAGGUAUGAUCUUCUUUGUCUUGAAGGCUUGGCCCAAGCCCUCCUCGUCUUCCUGCAGAAGAUUAAACAUCCUCGAUACGUCGCAACUCCUCCGGCCGAUGGCAAUCUCCAACGCAUCAUCAUUAAACCCCCCACAGCUCGUGUGAGGCCAUUUGUUGUGGGCGCAGUGCUCAGAGACUUAACCUUCACCCAAGAAAAUUACAAGAGUUUUAUUGAUCUUCAAGACAAAUUGCAUCAAAACAUUGGCAGGAAACGAACUCUAGUUUCCAUUGGAACACAUGACUUGGAUACAAUUGAAGGUCCCUUCUACUACGACGCUCUGCCUCCUGAUGAAAUCAGAUUCAUUCCACUCAACCAGACAAAAGAGUUAUCGGCCGUGGAACAGAUGGAGCUAUUUGCGAAGGAUAGUCACCUUCGUCAUUAUCUGCCGAUCAUCAGAGACAGUCCUGUGUACCCCAUCAUCUAUGACAGUAAGAAGACAGUCUUAUCGAUGCCUCCAAUCAUCAAUGGGGACCAUUCUAAAAUCAGUCUGGCCACCAAGAACGUCCUGAUUGAGAUCACAGCCAAGGAUCUAACUAAAGCUCAGAUUGUUUUAGAUAUCAUUGUCAGUACAUUCAGUCAGUACUGCUCUAAACCACACAGUAUCGAGAGUGUUGAAGUUACUCAUAUACAUGGUUCCAAGGUGAUGUACCCAACGUUGCACUAUAGACACGAGCAGCUACCAGUGGAACUUAUCAACAACAGGAUCGGUAUCAAGGAGGAUGCUGAUGCAGUCGCUAGCCUUCUUACCAGGAUGUGUCUCAGCAGUGAGGUCAUCGACAACAAGAAACGACUCGUAGUUGAAGUUCCUCCCAACAGGGCUGAUGUUAUCCAUGCGUGUGAUGUCAUCGAGGAUGUUGCCGUUGCCUAUGGUUUCAACAAUCUAGUAGAGCGCAUCCCUCAGACCAACACCAUCGCCAAUCAACUACCUAUCAACAAACUGACCGAUCUACUUAGACCGGAGAUGGCUGCGGCGGGAUUCACCGAAGUCCUGACCUUUGCCCUUUGCUCAAAAGAGGACAUCUCAGAGAAGCUGGGGAAGGACAUGUCGACCACCAACGCAGCAGUCAUCUCCAAUCCUAAAACUCUAGACUUUCAGGUGGCGCGUACCUGUUUACUUCCAGGCGUCUUGAAGACAAUCAGCAACAAUCGUAAGAUGCCCCUUCCCAUCAAGGCCUUUGAGAUCUCCGACAUCAUUAUAAAAAACCCGAAGAUGGACGUCGGCACUGAGAAUCACCGACACCUCUGUGCCGUGCAUUACAAUAAGACACCUGGAUUUGAGGUUAUCCAUGGUCUGCUGGAUCGGACGAUGCAACUUCUGCAGGUUCCAUUUUCUAAGGAAGACGGCUACUUCUUACGAGCAGUGGAAGACGCGACAUAUUUCUCCGGACGGUGUGCAGACAUCGUCGUCAAGGGAACAAGCAUCGGCCGUUUGGGCGUCCUCCAUCCGAAAGUCUUGACGAAAUUUGAGCUGACCAAUCCCUGUGCAGCGAUAGAAAUCACAAUCGAACCUUUCCUAUGAUUGGUCGUCAGUUUUACUUUAAAAUAUUUUAUUGAGAUUAUGGUCACAUAUUGCAUAGUAAUAUUAAGAGAACAUGGUAUGUUAGGGUAUAUUCUGUGGUAAAGCGUAACAGUAGGAGGGUUGACUUUAUACUUGGUAUAACAUGCACCACAUGAUCAGUGCAGGCUGGCAUAGUUUAUCUACCAAUCAAAACCACAGUGGACGAUAUUGAAUGGUCAGACGGUAGGAGGGUUGACUUUAUACUUUGUAUAGCACACACCACAUGAUCAUUGCAGGCUGGCAUAGUUUAUCUAUAAUUCAAAACCACAGUGGACGAUAUUGAAUGGUCAGACAGUAGGAGGGUUGACAUUAUACUUGGUAUAGCAUUUACCACAUAAUAUCAUAUUGCAGGCUGGCAUAGUUUAUCUAUCAUUCAAAACCGUAGUGUACGAUACUUGAUGGUCAGACAGUAGGAGGGUUGACUUUAUACUUGGUAUAGCAUUCACCAAUCACCACAUGAUAUCAAAUUGCAGGCUGGCAUAGUUCAUUCAAAACUACAAUAUUGAAUGGUCAGACAGUAGGAGGGUUGACUUUGUAGCAUUUAGGAGAGUCACCCCAGAUAUCAUAAUUGCAUUUCAUCUGGUUAAUAGAAUUGGUAAUUCAAUAUUAAUCAUGCACCGGUAUGUCUAUGAUGAUAAUGUAAAUAUAAUGGGAUUUUAAUUCAAUAAAAAUGCAUCACUAAAACAAAUGACCCUCUCGAUACGCCAGUUGAGACUAUGGAGUACGGUUGGUGUCUUUAAAGGCAGUGGACACUAUUGGUAAUUACUCAAAAUAAUUAUCAGCUUAAAACCUCACUUGGUAACGAG
Asterias rubens (European starfish) is the source of this 2740-nucleotide messenger RNA. Its product is annotated as phenylalanine--tRNA ligase beta subunit-like. Lineage: Eukaryota; Metazoa; Echinodermata; Asteroidea; Forcipulatida; Asteriidae. The transcript is spliced from 15 exons. The record is from RefSeq and is a predicted model, not a curated record. Bases 126 to 1895 code for a protein of 589 amino acids. Gene Ontology annotation, biological process: phenylalanyl-tRNA aminoacylation. Gene Ontology annotation, cellular component: cytoplasm; phenylalanine-tRNA ligase complex. Gene Ontology annotation, molecular function: phenylalanine-tRNA ligase activity; magnesium ion binding; ATP binding.